Molecule: messenger RNA, 6240 nt
Organism: Salvelinus fontinalis (brook trout)
Lineage: Eukaryota; Metazoa; Chordata; Actinopteri; Salmoniformes; Salmonidae
Product: transmembrane protein 151B-like
Exons: 2
Coding region: 765-2303 (512 amino acids)
Source: RefSeq, a predicted model, not a curated record
GUACCGUUUAUUGUGUGUAAUUGACUGUAUCUACAGGCCUACUUGGGAUAUCACUUUUCAACAGGAACAGUAAAAAACUUUCCUAAUGACAUGGAAUGGGGAAUAAUCCACCCAUACAGACAAUUUCACUUAUCCCUUCCCUGCAGAGACCAAUGGACACUGAAGGGGAACCUUGCUAUGCGCCGUCUACUGCAUUCUCAUCACAGAUACCUGGACAGGAUUGCAAUCACCACGAGCACACACAGGCGGGCUCUUAUAUUUACAUUUUGCCUAUGCCAUAUCGUGUAGAAUAGUCUACAGAGUAUUUGUCUUUGUCCUAUAUAGCCCAGUAGUGCACUUGUUUUUUCAUUUACUGAGGCUAAUUUAUGCAGCUGCCAUGACCAUUUUAUCCUGACGGGGACUGACUAAUGUCUUUACCAUUUCCCACUACUCUAUCGCAAGAGCCUUUCGGAAGCAACUGCAUCAACGCGCAAAGGAAGGAGCCCGUUGUUUUCUACCGCGGACAUAUGAACUCAAGACAUUACACUUUGGAUAUAGGCUGCCCGUAGCCAUGCAACGGCACCUCACAUCAAAGAUUCUGUGGGGGAGAAGAUGCUGCUUUGAAACUGGAUCAUUGUUAACAAUGAUGUAGAGGUUCCUUCCGGCUAAAUCGGGUUGGAUGAUGUAGCUCGCGAUAGGUUUGCUGGCGAGUUUACGUUGCACUGUGAUUUGAACCUCAGUUUUCCUAAGGUGAUCCAUGUCCCUGUGUUAUUGCCUUUGUCAACAUGUCCCCAGCAUCGGCUGCCACGGCUAGUGAGAGCAGCACCACUACCGUUCCAGAGGAGGACACAGAGGAGAGCCCCCGCGACGAGCAGCGGCCCCUGAAGCAGUCGCUCAGUAAAUCCCUGUGCAGGGAGAGCCACUGGAAAUGCCUGAUCCUGUCCCUGCUCAUGUACGGCUGCGUGGGGGCCAUGACCUGGUGCCACGUGACCAAGGUGACGCGCCUGUCCUUCGACAGUGCCUACAAGGUCAAGUCCAUGAUGUACCACGAAAGCCCCUGCUCCAACGGUUACAUCUACAUCCCUGUGGCCUUCAUGGUCAUGCUCUACGUGGUCUACCUGGUGGAGUGCUGGCACUGCCACACCCACAACCAGCUACAGCACAAGGUGAACGUGGAGAGUGUGGGAGAGCGUGUUGGGCGCAUGCAGCAGGCCACGCCCUGCAUCUGGUGGAAGGCCAUCAGCUACCACUAUGUGCGGCGGACGCGACAGGUAACACGCUACCGUAACGGAGACGCAUACACCACCACGCAGGUGUACCACGAGCGCGUCAACACGCAUGUGGCCGAGGCGGAGUUCGACUACAGCAACUGCGGUGUGAAGGACAUAUCCAAGCAGCUGCAGGGCCUAGACUGCUUCCCUGUCACCAAGCUGAGGUUCACCAAGUGCUUUAGCUUCGCCAACGUGGAGUCGGAGAACGCCUACCUGACUCAGCGGGCCCGCUUCUUCACUGAGAAUGAGGGCCUGGACGACUACAUGGAGGCCCGCGAGGGAAUGCACCUGAAGAAUGUAGACUUUAAGGAGUACAUGAUUGCCUUCUCGGAUCCGGACCACCUGCCCUGGUACGUGUCCAACUACGUGUUCUGGACGGCCGCCGCCUUCACCUUCUCCUGGCCGCUGCGCGUGCUAACCGAGUACCGCACGGCCUACGUCCACUACCACGUGGAGAAGCUGUUCGGCUUCGACUAUGUCCCUGUCACGCCAUCUGAGGAGCGACCAUACUGCCACCACAUCCCUCGGGUCAACACCAUCGACAGCACCGAGUUGGAGUGGCACAUCCGCUCCAACCAGCAGCUGGUGCCCAGCUAUUCAGAGGCUGUACUCAUGGACCUGGCUCAGCUCUCGUCAGGUGGCGGUGGCAAUGCCAACACCUACUCAGUGUGCGGCGGCUACGGCAGCUACCGGCAGAACUGCGAGCGCUGCCACCGCACCAUCAGCAGCUCGUCCAUCUUCUCACGCAGCGCCCUGAGCAUCUGCACUGGGACUAGCCCACGCAUCCCCUUCAGCGGCAGCCGCUUCUCGCUGUCGCGGCUGUACGGAUCGCGGCGCAGCUGCCUGUGGCGGAGCAGCGGCAGCCUCAAUGAGACAUCGUGCCCCACAGAGAGUACGCGCUGCCUGACGCCGUCGGGCCAGCUGACUAGCGAGGAGAAUCCGCCGGACUACCAGGACGCGCUCUACUUCCCUGUGCUCAUCGUGCACCGCAAUGAGGGCUGCCUGAACCACUCGCUGCACAGGAACGGAUCCUGCGUGGAGACCUCUAUAUGACCCAGCGCUGGGCCUCCCAGUCCAGACCUGAACAAGGAAUGUAAUGUUACUGUCCUUUCUCUGGGAGGACACUGACUGGAUAAUGAACCUUCCUUUUGGAUCUUUGUUUUUCUUCAAUAGACCACAGAACACAUGACACACCAGUGGCAUUCCGGAACCCUUCCAGACCUCUUCCAGCACUGUUUAUCAAAGACAGUACUGAGUUAAAUGCACAUUUUGAAUGCUCACUCCAACUUUUCAUUAACUUCCUUUGCAGCCCAGCUCAUCUCACAUGAGAUGCCCUCCAGUGAUAUGUUCAUCAUAGUAAGUAAUAGACUAUGUAACUAUCUCAAAGCAUGUAUGAAAAAAACACAUUCAUAGGCAAAAUCAGACAGUCUGCGACAAAUGGACAUAAUGAUCUGAGAAUGAUAUUUGGAAGGACAUAUGUUGCGCGGAAUGCACACCACCACCACCAUUCUGGACCAAUCACAAUGCUCUGUUCAUAUCAGUUUGAGUUUCCUUAACCAAAGUGUCAUGUUAGCUUCCACACUAUCUAUAAAUAGAGAACAUGAAAAAGCUAGGUACACUAACAGACAUUUGGCCCGAGAAUAAACUCCACCUUAAAUCGUAGUGCAUUUUGCUGUUGUCAUAACCAGGUAGCAAAGAACUUCAAUUGGAACAUCUGUUUUCGAAGUUGGAUAAAAUGUGUUAUUUUGUAAGAGUCUUAGAAGGGAUGUCUUGUGACUGAAAAUCCCCAACACAGCUCAAGACAGCUCAACGGUAGAGGCCUCCAACACAGCUCGACUAGAGACCUUCAUUGGAGAUGACUCAUAAGUGGGGCAUGAGUUUAAGGAACAUAAACAUGAUUUAUUCAAGCCUUAGAGAGCAAUUUGGAGAUGGGAAGGAAAACCAUGACGCCACAUUAAAUAAUUGAGAGCAAGAAAAGUUUAAAACAUCUAACAUAUUUUUCUAGUAAAUGCAUUACUGGAUAUUUUAAAUUAUGUUGCAGAUAUCAAAGUAAAUUCAUACAGUCUAUAAUUAGUUCCCAUCUAGCUCAUGGUUCGCAAUGAAAAGCCUUAGACGCAGAUCUACAUUUUUUAUUAAAACAUUACAAUUUGGGGCUAUAUGAUGGUGUAGUUGUUUGUUUUGAGGCCAACAAGAGAUCUUUUUACGGAAUUAAUGUUCUUUCAUGAUGAUGAUGAUGAUGUGAGAUACAGCAGUUACAACAUCCAGUUAAUUAGCAACGGGAAUCAAAUAUCACAGGAUGCAAUAACAUUCCCACUUCCUGACCCUCUAAAUAUAGUAACAUAGUCAGAUACAUGAAUAAUUUAGAUCAGGAGGACUAAAUGGUACAAAUACUUCAAACUGAAUCCAUGAGAGAAGUCUUUUAUCGCAUUAUUUUCCUUACUGUCAAUAUUACUGUGUCACUCUUCACUACAUGUUAAUGCAUUUCUGAUUGACUAAUACAUAUAACAUCAAUGUGAUUAUAUCAUGUCAGCUCAGCUGUCAAUAAUAACCUCAGCAUUGCAUAUCUCCUAUUUCCAAUUAAUAUUUGAACACAAAAUUAUUAUUAAUUACUAUAUGAACAAUAAUUUCCUUCAAACUACCUCUUCUUUGUUUUCGUGAUUUAAGUGCCUGACUGUGGGUGCUUUAAAGUUUGGCUUAAAAUCACACCUAAACCACAUAGCACACCUACCCAUUCAUCCAAAACUACACCUAAACCACAUAGCUCACCUACCCAUUCAUCCAACCAACCAACCAACCAACCAACCAACCAACCAACCAACCAGAAAUACAAAUGCAGCAACAGAGCAACUCAACUUUCACUGCAUCUCUUCUAGGUAGCAAUAUACUGAUGAGACAGGACAUUUAAUUGAGGCUGGCACCAAUGAUCAGGCCUUGAAAACUUCAAGAUGUGCUUUGUCUAUUGUCAGAAAAAGUAGGUUUAAAAGCAGGACCACGUGCUGACUCUGAUGAUGCCUAUCAGAAACAGCCAGACAGCCAUCGCAGAGACCCAAAAUAGACUGAGGGCUGUGUUCAAACACUGAUAAUGUCAGCUUUAAUAAUAAACCAGGAGGAUUUUUGAAGAUCUGAGAAUAAACAUGAUAACAACUGAUCAAAUGUUCUAUGUACUAAUGGCUUAUUUCCACUAGCAAAGUUUCAAAGCAAGGCAAGGUAAAUAAUAUUUUAAAAUAAGUUCAAUAAAUGUGUAGAAUUCACACCUAGGACCAAUCACUUAUAAAGUACACAGAAAGGUUGCCCAGCUCAUGAAGUGAAAAAUCCAACCCACUUCCCCCAGUCCACUGAAAUAUACACACACAUUUUGUAAAUAACUCUUUAAAUGGUUUUGAAGGUAGCGGUCAAAGGGCUUUGUUGCUGUGAUCAAACUAAAGCUAACCCUAGGAGCUGGAGUCAAUAUGGCCCGGGAUAAGAGCUAAGCUGACAGCUAGCCAGUCACUUCUGGCCCAGAGGCCUCUGCUAUUUAAUAGAAAACAACUCUGAUGAAUUCAGGGUGACGGCAGAGCUCAGUAAUCUAUGCCCAGGACUCACACUUACAAUUCACACAUUGUUAUUAGAUCUAUAUACACAAAGGAUAGAUAGGCCUUUCUCCAUUUUAUGUAUCCUGCUGACCUCAGAUUCUCACAGCAGAAAUGACUAGAAUUAUUGACUGAUGUGGAUAUGUGAUUGAAUUGACUGUAAACAUUUGAUUGACCACUUAAUAAUCUAAUGCUGUCAAAGAUAAACUCAUUCUGCUCAUUUUGAAAAAAACAUACACCUAUUUUGUGAAAUCCGGUGAUCAUCCCAUGAACAAAAAUUGCAUUAACAAUAUACUGGUAGAUCUCUUGCAGAAAGUGUAAUAGCAUUUCUUUCUCUUGAUGCGUUUCUUCCUUGCACCCUACUACCUUUAUAACGUCACUUGCCACUGGCCAUUUUCGGGAACUAGAUGCGACGCAAUUAAAGGAAGUUGGUCCACCUCAAUCCCAUUUUCUCGACAACAAACCAAAAACACUUCAUCUAUACAAUAAAGCAGCCAACAAAAAAUACACACCAGUCAUAACCAUAAGACACAGAGUCCUGUCUGGUUAGUUGUGGCUCACCUCAUCUAAAGCGCAUCUAUGCAACCCCGAUAACCAACUCAGGAGUGUAGUCAGGAUAUCCACCUUACAUUUGUCAUAAAUUCUACCCCUUAACCUUUUCUUAUUAUCCGUGUCAGCUGACUUGACAGUGCCGUUUGAUUUGUUUUCCAGAUAGGAGGCUAUGAGGAUGCACUUAAGUGCCCAUAUUCACAGUCUCAGAGUAGGAGUGCUGAUAUAGAAUAAUUUUUGCCUUUAGAUCAUAAUGAAAAAGGGGAGACCUGAUCCUAGAUCAACACUUCUUGGUGUAGGUCUGCUCUGCAGUUUCUUAAAGUGUCAGAGGCUUUGACCAUGUGUAUCAGCUGAAAUGAAUGGUGUCCUUUAUGGUGUUUUAAUCACAGCAUGUGAUGCAGCUCUGUAACCAUACUGAUGCUCCUAUAGCAGAUGAUGGAAGGAAGGUUAUUCUAGCCUAGCUGGAGGUCACACACGUCAUGGGAAGCACAGUUCACUCAGUCACAGAAUGCCCUCUUUUUCAUUAGAAGACUUUCAGAGUUUUGAUGAGCUCUCUUUGUUUAGAUCACUUCUAUUAUGUCUGAGAUGGGUUGAAGUUUGGAAACAACAGAUAGUGAAGAGUUUUAGAUUUCAACAAUGGUCAAAAAAAGAUAGUGAUACCGGCAUUAUAUUACCAACAUUUACAUUACAGACUCAAUAGUCCAUUGCUCACUGACCAGCCUCUCACUAAUAAAAAAAAAGUUCAGUUAAUGUAGAUAAAACAGUUAUAUCAGAUGGCUUCACUGUGAUAUGUAAUUGUGUACAAAUAAAAGUGUUUAACAGUGCUAUGUUUACUAACCAUAAAACAAUAAAUAGUAUACAAGUACAGAAAA